Aspergillus nidulans FGSC A4 is the source of this 2189-nucleotide messenger RNA. RefSeq lists its product as uncharacterized. NCBI's taxonomy places the organism in Eukaryota, Fungi, Ascomycota, Eurotiomycetes, Eurotiales, Aspergillaceae. The transcript has 3 exons. The record is from RefSeq and is a predicted model, not a curated record. The coding region runs from base 1 to 2055 and encodes 684 amino acids.
AUGGAAACUCUCCCCAAAGGCUUGAUUGCUGUUUCGGAAAAGGUUUCAGAGGGGCUAGAUGAUCUUGAUCUAGAUGUCGUGGACAUUGGAGAUAUCGUGCAGUUGUGGAAAGCGUGCAGCAUCAACCCGUCCGCCCACGAAGGCGAUGCCGGCUAUCGCUUGCAGAACUUGUUCUGGCGGAUCUGGGGCAGCAAGCGUCUAAGCAGCUCUCUGACAGGAUCAGCGCUGUCUCGCUUAUUCCUGCAAAUCUCAGAGCCAGCGUCCACGCCCACACCCGCUAAUCGAAGCACGACUUUCACUUCGCCUUCAUUCAGGCCGCCGGCAAAGACGGAGGAAAAGGUGGGAACACGAACACAUCGUCAUUUUCCCUGUGACCAUGCCGCAGCUGUAACUGUUGCUGAUCUCCAGAUGCAGGAAUCCGAACCGCUCUCGUCCAGUUUGAAACGUGAUGAGCAACACCCAAAAAACCAGCACCAGCAUCAGAAGCAACAGCGCCCUCCAAGCCACGGCAAAAGCCAGAGCCAUCCAACUCCAGGUGCAAGCAACAGCGGGACCAAGCCGCUUCAGCCUGUUCUGAAGAAAUCCAACAGCUCGUCCCACGGAGAAGUCCAGAAGACCACUCGUCUGCUUCUAACAGGCCUCGGCGGCCAAAGUGUUACCCGCAAACCGUCAAACCCGCCUACGCCCAUUCCUCCUUCCCGGCCUAUCCUGUUUGGCGAACCGCAGGCUCCUGGGGCUACCAGUCGCGCCGGCCAGAAGAAGACGUUCGCUGUUGCGAGCAAGGCAAAAGCGAAGACUCCCAAGCGCCGGCCUGUGUUAAUGCGACGCAAGUCGUCGCAGCAGUCUUCGGUUUCGGUCUCUUCUACACGCACUCAUUCUCCACAGACCGACUUUGGAGAUCUGCCGUCUAUCGACAGCGACAAUGACAAGACGAACACUGCAGCGGUGCUUGACGAAGAUGCUGUGGAGGACUCACCUGAUGAAAUGAUUACCACCCGAAUAGCACCGAUCACAACCCCGAAUCCGAAUCCAUCGACAUCCAGCACGAUAUCAACAACAAUCACAGACAAGUCUACCUCCACCUCCUCUACGCCGGCUCCCUUCCCACCCUUACCCUCAGAAGAACAAACCUUCGAGCCAGACGAAAUGACCAAACCAGCCCUUCCAUCCCCCUUCAUACAGGAUCUGAAAACCCUUAUGCACAAGAACACACCGCUGCCACCGCUCCGCCCGCACGCCUCUCCCCCUACUGUUGGCUUCUUCUCCGCAACAGCCUGCCGCCACUUCGACGUGCGGCAUCUCUCCGAGGAGAAUUACGAGCAGCCGAACAGUUCGGAACUGGUGGCGCCGGAUUUUCGAACCAGGUUCGCGGAGCAAAAGAGGAUUGCGGAUGAGUAUUAUGCGCAGCUUUAUCGGAGAAACGCGGAGCAGGGGGGCCAAGAGCAGAAUGAUAGUUACGGUCAGGGUCAAGGUCAGGUUGCUCUCGGGCUCUUUGCUCAAAAUACGAAUCUCCAUCCAGCAGAUGAAGUAGAUGGGGCAGGAAGUCCAGGGGCAGGAACGACAACGGAGGAAACGGAGACCAUCUCGCCAUCGAAAUCCCGAUUCGGCGACUCACAUUCACAUACCCAGUCUCACGGCGCAUCGACAGUUGCGACCUCGAUCCUGACUGGUGGGAGCGCUAGUGCGGGUCCGGAUAUUUACCACGGGGCGCAAGGCGCCGAUACGGCAACAGGAAUGCUCACAGGUAUGGAUCCAGCGUCGAUUCAAGGACAUGAUCGCAACCAAGAGCUUGGGAUCGAACAUGGACACCGGGACGAGCAUCAAUAUGGAUCCGUGAAGGCCAGUGCGAAUGCAGCGACAUCGGCCAUGGCCGUGCCGAUGUCAGUGCCUGGAACAGGAAAUCUGUUCUCGACGCCGCCAGGUCUAUCCCUGCCACGUGGACGAGGCGGGUUGAGUCUUUUAAUUGAACAGAGUCGUCACAGUAUGGUUAGUCAGGAAAUGGGAAAGCUGACUACUACGGGACCCGAGAAGGAGAGGUCGGAUAAGGGACAGUAAAUGUUUUUGUUUUGAGUUCGAUACCACUUCAAUAUGACGAUGAUAAUGCACCUGUAGCCGUCGAGCCUGUACAAUAAGAGCAUACAUGCUCCUUGGACAAGUACAAAUAAAGCAAAGCCCUAAUUCACUGCAGC